Halichondria panicea is the source of this 1804-nucleotide messenger RNA. RefSeq lists its product as uncharacterized. The record is from RefSeq and is a predicted model, not a curated record. The transcript has 6 exons. Lineage: Eukaryota; Metazoa; Porifera; Demospongiae; Suberitida; Halichondriidae. The coding region runs from base 109 to 1602 and encodes 497 amino acids.
UGUUACUGUGGUGCCGGUGACUAAUUAGGGCUUGUAGAAUGUAGUUUGCUCAUGAGAUUUGCUUGGUAUUAAGGAUCGUACACUUCAGGCUUCUCUAGUUUAUUAAUUAUGCAGCUGACACUGUUACUACUGGUAAGCUUGGAGCUCACAUACUGUGUUACCCACGCUGAUCAAGUUGACAGUUGUAGUGUAUACAGUGAAGAAGGUACCCCUGCUGGAAAUCACAGGAUAUGCUCAGUUUUUAAAAGAAGUCAGAACCCUUGCAAUAGUGGCUCCUAUUUUCAUCAAUGGAUGUCAGAUAAAUGCCAAAUAAAUUCUAGGUGUGAACUCAAUUGUCAUGGUUUUGUUGGAAUGAACCUCACGUACGAGUGCUCUUUUGAAGGAGCUCGGCUAUACAGGUACAAGAAUGGCGAGUACCAGUAUUUGAAUGGGUCCUCGGUUAACUACGGUCUACUAUUGCCAGAACAUGCUGGGUUGUACGAGUGUCACAACAAUGCAACUGGUGAAGUACAUGCUCAGAAUAUCACUGUGAAUGAUGAAAUCCGCAUUAGUUCUGUCGACUGUGUUCAGUUUUCAAGAUCUUCUGAGAGAAAGUGCUGCUUGGCGAGUUCCAUUUGGCCAUCACAAGCAAUUAAUGCUUACUAUCCGUUGGCAGUAUAUGCCAACCCAGUAGACAAUGUGUCAGUGACUAUUGAACAGAUUGAAUGGCAGGUGGAGAAAGAGACUAGGAAUGAUGUGGAUAUUGGACUGUACGUUGAGCAAGAUGAGAGCAACCCUGUGAUAUGGAAUAUCCAGUUCAAACAGUUUCCAUACAGUGUGACAAGUACACCACCUAUAAUAUUGUUUCGGGUGACAGCCAACACUACAAAUUCUUCUCACUCCAUUUGUAAUAGUAUCCAGUUUAAUGAUAACACUAACUCACUGCAAGUGGAGAACACUAAUCUACCUGAAAACACAACUGUGUCCGAAGGAAAAGACGCUCUCUUCCAGUGUAAAUUCUCAUACUCAGAUGUGGCUGUUGCUGCAGAUUUUAAAGUAGACAUUGAAGUCAAAAUGCCCAUAAGAAUAGGGAACGAAACUAUGCGGCACGAAACUUGCACAGCAGAAUUUUUUUGGAGUUCUUUGACAAGUCAUACCAAUUGCUCACUGGCACAAAUCGAGAGAAACAAUACUUCAAGUAACAGCGUGUCGAAAAUUGUGAAGUUUAACAUUCGAAUACCUCAAGUAACUGCAAAUCUGAAUGGAAGCACUGUUUCUUGUUUUUUGGUUCUUAUUUUGAGCAAGUCUUUACAAUGGAAGAAGGAAGCUCAUUUAACAGUUAUCGAGAGAGUCGAUUCAGGGAUUACUCAACCAGCCACGUAUUUAGUCGUGUCACUGGUUGUGACUGUUGUGGUAGUACUGUCAGUUGUGUUGCUAGCGGUGGAAGUAACUGGUGUUGUGAGGAAAAGAAGAAAUCAUCAUGACAUUGUUAAUCCUGAUGAAGUCCCAUUAACCUGCAAUAGUCAAAACUCAGAGCCCUCCACUCCUGUCGAUCAGCACAAUGGGAGACUACCGUCAAUAGAGGAACAAGAUGAUACCUUUGAACGGAACGUGGCCAUAUAAAUCAGAGUGAACGAAUACAAGAUAGCUGCAUAAUGAGACCAACUAAACGGGUGCAUGUGAUAUUUAUAUAAUAGUGAGAUACUCAUCACAAUAAUUAUAGUCAUAUUGUCAUGCAACAUCAAAAUUAAUGUCCCAUAUAUAAUACUUUUCACUAUUUUUAUAACUUUGAAAUUGUUCUAUGAUAUGCAUUGGUUAUAGUAAA